AUGGCAAAUGCGACGGAUGCUUAUUGCGUGCCCGGCGCCACCAAUUUUAACAAAGCGUAUAGUAGGCUACAUGGCUAUAUCGCGAUAGUAAUAUGUAUUAUUGGAUCCGCUACUAACUCUAUUAAUAUCGCUGUACUUAGUCGUCGUGAAAUGACCACUCCUACAAAUUCAAUUCUAACAGGUCUCGCUGUGGCAGAUCUCCUCGUCAUGCUGGAGUACAUUCCGUACGCUUUGCAUAUGAACAUCAAAAUAGGCCCACAAGUCAAUAAAAAUACCUACGCCUGGGCGGUCUUUGUCUACUUCCAUUCAAUUUUUAGUCAAACAUUCCACACGAUAUCGAUUUGGCUAGCAGUAACAUUAGCUGUUUGGCGGUAUGUGGCUAUUGCUUUUCCGCAAAAAAACAGAACAUGGUGCAGUAAAAGUAAUACAACUAUGGCAAUAGUAAGCGCUUAUGUCAUUUGUCCUUUUUUAUGUUUACCCAUAUAUUUUGCAAUGAACAUAAUACCGAGUGAAGUGACAUCACACAAUAAUUCAGAGUUUGCCGAGGACUUAUCGUUACCGCAAAACCGGACCGUAUAUGUAUUAGAAAUGUCUAAAAAUAAAGAAUUAGUUACCGCAAUAAUGUGGAUUUACAGUGUUAUUUUAAAAUUGGUUCCUAGCAUAGCUUUGUCUGUGUUAAGUACUUGUUUAAUUUCGAAGUUAACAACUACAGAAAGAAGACGACAAAAGUUGCUAAAGCGUUCGACUAUAGGAUCCAACGAGGCUGAAAAGCAGUCUUUGGCUGAAGAGUCAUCAGCGAGACGAUCAAGUCGGACAGACAGAACAACGAGGAUGUUACUGGCGGUCCUUGGACUCUUUCUCUCCACCGAAGUUCCACAAGGCCUCUUGGGCCUUGCGAGUGCAUUAGCGCCAGACUUUUUUAAAAGCUGUUAUAAUAUGUUUGGUGACCUGAUGGACGUGUUGGCAUUAUUCACGUCGUCAGUAAACUUUGUGCUGUACUGCAGUAUGAGUAGACAGUUUCGGUGCACCUUUGCUAGAUUAGCGCGACGCAUGCUGUACGCGGCGGAGGAGCCGGCAAAAUUCGGUACUAAACUUGAACCUACAACACAGGUCACCGGUCCGCUAUAGCGACAGAUCCCCGCCCUCGCCACGGUGGAGGAUAUUAUAUAGAUUUGAACAGAUCUAUCCCGCCCUUUUAAAGUGUACAUAUAGAACUCUCGUGUAGUGUAAUAAUUGUAUACUUUACAAGAUAACAGUUUUUGUUAUGACUUUUAUUAAAAUAAAAAUAAGUGAAUGUUUCGUUUUAUAAGUAGAAUAAGGUAUGAGGUAGGUACAUAAUUCUGUUUUAAGUAUUUUGUAUAAUUCUUGUAAAUUAUGAGUCUUAUACUAUUUGUUUGUAUAUACGUACUAGGUAAAUUCUAUUCUAGUCUUUGCGUCUUUUGAGCCGAGACGCAAAAACUACCUAACCUUAGAGUAACAUUUAAAUUAAUAUACGUAACAUAUUAUGUCAUGUAAUUAUAAUAAGGUCAUCUUCCUCAGUUAUAUUGUUAGGGUCCAAAAUGUGUUUUUAUUAUUAUUUUAAUAAAUUGUAUAUGUAAGUGUAUAUACUUUCUUUUCAAAUAUCUAAAUAAGAAUUUGAAUUCUUUUUCAUAAAUAUUUUAUAUACUGUAUAGUGUCAUUGUCUUUUCUUAUACUCUUUUAAUAAAGGUAUUGAACCAA
Molecule: messenger RNA, 1719 nt
Organism: Melitaea cinxia (Glanville fritillary)
Lineage: Eukaryota; Metazoa; Arthropoda; Insecta; Lepidoptera; Nymphalidae
Gene: NGR-A13
Product: G-protein coupled receptor dmsr-1-like
Exons: 5
Coding region: 1-1128 (375 amino acids)
Biological process (GO): G protein-coupled receptor signaling pathway
Cellular component (GO): membrane
Molecular function (GO): G protein-coupled peptide receptor activity
Source: RefSeq, a predicted model, not a curated record